CAGUGCGUCCGCGGCCGUCAACCACACCUUGUCGAGGAAAGCAGCUCGCGAGAGACACGCGCGCAUCCACGCACACAUACAUACACAGACACACACACAGACACACAGACACACACACCUCUCGCAAAGCACCCCGUCGUCGUCGUUCGACCGGUCGUUUCGCUUUCGACGCGGUCUGCCUGUUGCGGGACGGCUGAUUCGUCGAAGGAAGGAUCAUCACAAGUGCAAGACGGAUAAUUGACAAGGGCCUGUAGAAGAUGGACGUAAAAGGGCGAGUUGCCCUGGUGACGGGCGCCGCUUCCGGUAUCGGUAAAUCUUGCGCCGUGGAAUUAUUAAACGAAGGCGCGAUGGUGUCUAUAUGCGAUAUAAACUCAGAAGAGGGUGAAAAAUUAGCAGAAACUCUGUCUACGGAACAUGGGAAAGACCGUGUGAUCUUCUGUCAAUGCGACGUCACAGACUAUUCGCAAUUCGAGGAAUCGUUUCAAACAACGUUCGCGACGUUCGGCCACAUCGAUAUCGUUGUUAAUAACGCUGGAAUAAUGAACGAUCGAUUUUGGGAACUGGAAGUGGACAUUAACGUUAAUGGCGUGAUCCGCGGAACUUUGCUCGCUCAGCGAUUUAUGGGAACGGACAGGGGUGGCCAGGGUGGAAUAGUGGUUAAUAUUGGAAGCAACGUCAGCAUCAACCCUUAUGCGAGUGUUCCAAUUUACUCUGCCACCAAGGCGGCAAUCGUCAACUUCACCAGAGCGUUUGGGCACCAAUACCACGUGGACUUAACCGGCGUGAAGGUGAUGGCAUUAUGCCCAAGCGCGACAGAUAGCAAAUUAUUAGGAGAUGUCAGUAAACAAUUGCUCUGGCCUCGAUACGUAGACGCUUGGCUUCGUGACGUCGCCAGUUCAGUUCCUCAAAGAUCAGAACACGUAGCUAAAGCGCUGAUCCAGAUCCUAAACACAGGCAAAAGUGGAAGCGUCUGGCUGGUGGAGAAGGACCAACCUCCUCACGAGAUCACAUUCCCGAAAAACUAAGAUCCUAACUGUCAUGAUUCGCGUGAAUUUACUCGCUUGAAUUCAAAUAGCUGUGCCGUACCACAUACAAAACCUCUCAUCGUCUCUCAUCAUCGCUACGAAAAAGAAAAGGAAAACCAAAUAUUCCAGAAUAUUUCUGGUAUCCACAAGCUAAAAUUUAUUUGCAAUUCAAAUUUUACGGGAAAUUCGAGUUAACGACCUAAGGAUCGAUCAUCGAGGAAGCGUGAAAUGCUACGCGGGAUGAAGAACACGCGUUUAGGUGUAAGGAUGCAUCAGUUGUAUUGCCAAAGAUUACGGAAGGCAAUUAGUACGAUGAGAAUGUUUCUUUGUACGUUGUUAUCCGUUCGUGUUAGAUUUAGAAGGAAUAACGUUCGUUUUAAUUAUAAUAUGAUAAUUUAACGGGAUUUUCUCGAGUGUCCGUUCCUAUUUUCCUUCGAGAGUGUACUCGAUGGGAAUUCACAGGAAAUUCUUCGAUAAUGGCACGUCACAAUGUUAAUCGAGGGAGGCAAAUGAUAAUCUAUAAAUCGAGAAGUCACGCACUGCUGUAAGUUUCUCAUUAACGCGUUUAUCGCCACGUUAUUUAUACACGUUACAUAGAAAUCGAGGACCUUCGAUGUUACCUUGUGUUCAUUCGUUACAACAAUCACGUGAUUGAAAAGUAACGAUGUGAGCAUUUUAAGAAAAACAAGUUUAUACAUUUUAUACGAAUCGUUCUUUCUAUAACGGUACGUGAAAAGGGAGAAUACUCCCAAUUGUGUCGUCGAGUGACACAUUUGACAUUUAUCAUUUUCGUUUCACGUUCAUUUCAGACGAAUGACGUAACUAGAGAAACGUCAACUGUUUGAGAAAAUCGAUUUAAAACACAAGAUUAUUAAUUAUUCAAUCGUUUAACGAUGAAAAACUUCGCUUCCUUUCAUCACUUAAUUGAUAGUUCUCAGAUUUUUAUAGUUUUUAUGAAUUGGGACAGUUCUACUUUAAAUUGUGACACUAUCGUUGGAUGGUAUAAUUUAAUUGAAUAAUCGUGGCACGUCUAUCCUAGUGAGUAGUUCGCUUUUCGAAACAAUUUUUACGAAUACCUGAAAAUUAAUGGUUCUAACAAGCUGAUAGCAAAUUCAACAAAAAUUGUUAAUUGCAAUGAAAACUUUAAAUUAUGUACCUCCCUAACUUCUUUAGGCAUUAGAAGUCUGCUAUUUCUAAAAAUCUAAACAAUCACGUGAUAUAAAAAUGAAACCAAAAUUGUAUAUCUAACAGGUGAAACUAACAUUUUUCACUUUAUCUUCGAAUGAACUGUCAGCUCGAACUGCCUUGGCGAUCAACGCGUUAAAUGUUAAAUGUCGAGAAAAAAUUAAAUAUACGCUGUGAAUCGAAAGUUGGUCGAACGAACAACGUUUUCGAUGAAAAUGAAAAAUCAGAAUCACCAUAUUGGAUUUUAUAUUGUUUAACAAUUGCCAUGUGUUCCCUAUAAGACUCGAUACUUUGUAAAAUAUAUCCUCAACACUCUUUACUUAUACAUAUUUGUUAUACUGCGCGACUCUGCACAACAGGUUUCUAACCAUUUUUCAUAAACAAUUGUAAAAUCAAAGGACUUUGCUUAGAUAGUCAUGUACAAUGGUUGGCUGUAAUAUUUAAAGAGGUGUACGAUGAAUUUUAUCGCACCUUCCCUAAGCCCUUUGAAGAAACCUGUCUCCGAUCUUUUAAUAAUAGAUACACAAGCCGAUUAGAUAUUUUACUGGUGGAGGUUUCAGACUAAACUUUGUUCGAUAUUUUUUGAAUAGUAAAAUAAGUAAAAUUUCAUGUUAUCGACGAUUAUUAUCAUUAAUCAAUUUUUCCCGGAAUGUAACACCUUUCGUGUAAAGAUACGUAACAUAAUCUGCGCCAUUUAAAAAAAAAAAAAAAAAAAUCGAACAAGGUUUUGAUCUUUGGACUUGAAAAAUUUUCAAUGUUCAAAAUGUACAAGCGUUUUUUAAGUUAGGCUUAUAGUAACGUAAUAAGGCAAGAAAAAGCGAUAAAACGACUCGAACUAAAUAAUAAUAAUGAUAAUAUUAAUAAUAAUAAUAAUAAUAAUUAACCGUUUAAAAUUAAAAUAAAUGAAUUUACCUCAAACACACUAAACUGUCCAAUUUGUAACUUGGAUGCAAGCAAUCGUAUAAUGUACUAACAGUAAGAGCGAAUAUCAAUAGAAAUGAAUGGUAGUUGUCAAGAUCGAAUAACAUUUUAAAUUUUCUACUACUCCGUUCUAAUUGCUCGAUCACAAUAAAUUACGUAUCAAAGUGUCUGCAAACGGACGUGACUCGAUAUGUCCCAGUCCAGUACGUUAAUACGAUAUUGAUAAAUGUAUACUGAGAACGUUGAGAAACUGAACAAAAUUCAUUCCAUCCAUAAGUUAACGAUUUUCUACAUUUAUAAAAUAAAAUCGAUAAUCGCGUAAGAUCGAGUCCCUCGUUUGCGACUACUUUAUGCAAACUUUCGACUGAACCGAUCGAGAGGAUAGAUUUAUUAUGACGAAAGAAACCGAUUCAAACGAUUUGUCCAAGAACAGAACGAUCAAUCGUGCGUGUAAUAUUUUAUACAAAUUCGUAAACACGGGGACGACCAAUGUAAAAGAAGAAACGAAGAAACUUAGGUUUAGAUGCAGUGAAAUCGAGGCCUAAACUCGACGUCUUCGACGAAAAAUCAUAAUUAUUAUACAUUCUAAUCGUCCAUUCUUCCAUCGAACAUCCUCAACAUCUCUCUUGUCCCGAUUACAUUUUCUUCGGAACGAUUAUACUCUCUUGAAAAUUGAAAAUCUAUCCCUCGUCUAUCUCUAAUCAAAUUAAGAAUCUGUCCCCACCAUCGUACUUAGCGAUUAAUAUUAUAUUCAUAUUAUUUUUUACUACGAUGUUCUCCGUUAUGUGAAAAAUUCUUGAAAUUUUUGAUAAUAAAAAGCAAUACAAUAGCUGGUAAAUUUUUGAAAGAUUAUAAUCGUUAUAUAAAUUAUUAUUAUUACACGAUUAUUACGUAUAAUCUGAGAUCAAGAACAAGAAGCGGAUCUACAGGAUCUAAAAUCGAAGAUCAGCCGCACCUUUAAAUAUAACAUCGCACGAUCUUUAUCGACACGACAGUUUGAUCGAUAGCUAGUGGAAAUUGUUAUAAUUUGCUGGAAAUGUAUGUUGCAAGCCUAGCCAAUAAAAUGCAUAGCUUUUUUUUACAAAACAACUCAA
Messenger RNA from Bombus huntii, 4225 nucleotides. RefSeq names its product 15-hydroxyprostaglandin dehydrogenase [NAD(+)]-like. Gene Ontology annotation, molecular function: oxidoreductase activity, acting on the CH-OH group of donors, NAD or NADP as acceptor. Gene Ontology annotation, cellular component: cytoplasm. The coding region runs from base 258 to 1025 and encodes 255 amino acids. The transcript is spliced from 7 exons. The record is from RefSeq and is a predicted model, not a curated record. Lineage: Eukaryota; Metazoa; Arthropoda; Insecta; Hymenoptera; Apidae.